This is a messenger RNA of Chlorella variabilis, 1284 nucleotides long. RefSeq lists its product as hypothetical. The coding region runs from base 1 to 1284 and encodes 427 amino acids. The record is from RefSeq and is a predicted model, not a curated record. NCBI's taxonomy places the organism in Eukaryota, Viridiplantae, Chlorophyta, Trebouxiophyceae, Chlorellales, Chlorellaceae. The transcript is spliced from 6 exons.
AUGCCCACCUACGAGUACCGAGGCAGCGGCGGACUGCUCGAUGGAGAUGACCCUAGGGGCCUCAAGAAGCGCAAGACCCUGGCUCGCAGGGUGGCGUCCCACGCGGUGAAGAUUGUGGUGGGCGUGCUGCUGCUGGUGGCGUGCGGGGGGUGGCUUUGGGCGCACAAGCACAAGCGGGCCCUGCACGAGCACCUGGACACCACCCUCACACACCUAGACGUGGCUGAGUCGGACAAGAGCCACCUGCGCCGCCUGCUGUCGGAGCGAGAAGAGCGGCUCAAGUCCAAGGAUCGGGAGCUGGGCGAGCUGCGGAACCGGCUGGAGCGGCUGACCGGCGAGCUGGGCAACACGCACAACAAGCACUCCCAGCACUCUGGCAAGCUGGAGCAGGACCUGUUGAACUGCCAGGGCGAGCUGCUGGUUGCCAACAACAGGGUGAAGGAGGUGGAGGCGGUGGCGCGGGAGCAGGAGCAGCUGGCGGCCACGUUCCAGGAGCGGCUGGAGGCGGAGACGCGCAAGCAGGUCAACCAGGAGUCGGCCCAGGUGCAGGAGAACGGCUACCUCCGCAAGGAGCUGCAGGAGUGCCAGGCCAAGCUGCAGCGCAGCGCGGCGGGCAACCUGGACCCCACCUUUCUGGCGGAGCAGCAGCGGCUGCGGGAGCAGGAGGCGUCGGCCAAGGCCAAGCUGCACGCCUCGGCGACCCCCGAGAACCUGGCCACCUGGCGGGGCCACCUGCCGCCCGGCCCCGCGCCCAUCCCGCUCGCCCAGCAGCAGCAGCAGGGCGGGGGGCAGCAGCAGCAGCAGCAGCAGCAGCAGCCGCAGCAGCAGGCGCAGCAGCAGGACCAGAUCCCGCAGCCGGUGCAGACCCAGCCCCAGCUGCAGCCCAAGCCAGUGCAGGCCCCCGGGCAGCCGGGGCAGCAGCAGGCGCCCCAGGAGCACAAGGCCCCGCAGCCGCAGCAGGUGGUGCAGGAGCAGGCGCACCAGGCGCCGCAGGCGCAGCAGCAGCAGCAGCAGGGGCAGCAGCAGGGGCAGCAGGAGAUCCCCAAGCCCACAGGCAAGCGCAGGAAGGGGGGCAUGAUGGCGCGGCUGCGCGAGGCGCGGCAGCGCCGCGCGCGGCAGCGCGCCCGCCAGGCUGCGCAGGGCGGCCACGCCUUGAGCCAGCUGGAGCAAGCGCUGGGGCAUGAGGCGCAUGAGGAUGAGGAGGAGCAUGCGCAGCCUGUGCCUGUGCAGGAGGAGGAGGAGGAGGAGGCGAUUGAGCAGCACCCCGAGCGCCAGUGGCCCUGA